Dermacentor silvarum is the source of this 1968-nucleotide messenger RNA. RefSeq lists its product as uncharacterized. Lineage: Eukaryota; Metazoa; Arthropoda; Arachnida; Ixodida; Ixodidae. The record is from RefSeq and is a predicted model, not a curated record. The transcript has 5 exons. The coding region runs from base 332 to 841 and encodes 169 amino acids.
UAGUGUUGCUCUUGGUGGUGGCUUUCCCCAGGUGGAGCGAGUGGUUUCGUAAGAAAUUGGCGUAAUGCAAAAUGCUGCACACCAUUUGAUUCUAGAAAGCCCGCCACAGAGAUCUACGAUGUUACCCAGGCAAGCCGCCGUAGGUUUUGCGUUCCUUACGGUACUGGUGAUCGGCACGCACCAGGUCGAAUUGAAAGCUGGUUGCAAGAUUGAGACCUUACGGGCUUGCGGCGACGACUACGUACCAUAUGGUAAUGGACCGCGCAUGGAGGUUUCCGGAGAACCAUUCAACAAAACAUGCGCGACGCAGAAACAACAGGUAAACUGAAGUAUGCACUUCGCCAGUGACUGCUUGUAUGGCAUACCCAAAAUUGCUGCAGGGCUCACCCUAAGUGCAUUUGACGAUAACACGAAGAGCAUCUGCAAAGUGGGUUCCGAACAGCACGAGGCGUACCGGAAGGCCGUCGGCUGCAUGAACUCAGUGGGCACAAAGAUCAACGCCUGCCUAAAGGGCUUCCACAGCCUCGUGCAGAGGGCAGUUGUCAAAGCACAAGCCAAACAUGUGAUUGGCCACGCCUGCUGCUCGUACCAUGAUGCUCUGGACUGCCUCCGCAAUGCUCUGACACCAUGCGACAGUGCUGGCUCCAUCGAAUUUGCAACUGGCCUGCUCGGGAAAGUGUUCGGUGAAACUUUGCAUUUGGUGUGCGGCGAGCACACCGAGGGAUCUGAGGCCUGCAAGACUCUGCCCGAAGUGCCGAAGCUGGGACCACGUGAUCGCAAAAUCGACAAUUAUGUUGAACUGCUGGUAGAGGUUGCUAGUAAGGUGGGCCGCCAAAAAUGAGCACAUGACUGGCUCCGGCUGAAGCUUUGGUUGCACCGUUUUAACUUCAUUGGUUUGCUCAAUCUACGUAGAACAAAUUAUCCAACCGCGGUAGCUCAGUGACUAUGACGUUGCGCUGCUGAGCCCGAAGUCGCGCGUGCGGUCCCCGGCCGCGGUAUGCAAAAAUGUUCGUGUGCAUAGAUUUAGGUGCACGUCAAAGAAUCCCAGUUGGUUAAAACUAAUCUCGAGUUCCCCACUACGGCGUGCAUCAUAUACGAUUGCUCCUUUUGCACGGAAAGCCCCUCAAUUUAAUUUUAAUAACGUACAUGUUUAACUUGCAAGAACGGAAACAGGGAAAUGAAAAUGGCAGGACGGGAGGACAGCCUGAGGAAAGUGCGGUUUGCUACGUCCCAAACGAGGAACGGCUACAAACCCUUCACCCCAUGGUGCACGCCUAUGUUUGCUCGACUUGCGUUUAAUGUGAUUAUAGUUCUCUGGAAACAUCACUCAGUUUGCCUUAUAUAUCUGUGUUUGUCCGUAUCUGACCUUUUUCCCAGCAACUUCGGUCAUUGGCUAGUCCGCGCUCUAAUGGGGAGAACAUCGGGCUGCUGUGCUUAGAGAACCCGGUUCAAAACCAACCGUCGAACAAAUUAGGGUUCAGGAUGUUUCGUGUACAGGGUGUUUAAUGUGCGUAUGUGACACUCGGCAUGUGCAACUCUCCAGUGAACCUCUUUCACGCCAACUUGGGUCACAGUGUAUGUGGCCCUGGGUGUGUGCCGCUUUUCAAUAAACUGAGGACGCGCGCCACACGCGAACCUAGUGGCCUCGCCGCUAGAGGGGGCAGCGCGUCCAUGCUGCCCGCAUAUAUAUAUAUACACGUGGGAUGUAUACACGCAUAUAUAUGUAUACACGCAGCGUAUAUGUAUACACGUGGCAUGAUGGCUUCGGAAAAACAUACCUCUGCUUUGCAAACUCGUUGCGCAACAUUACAGCAAUACUCUACGCGAGGUGUACAGGCUGUUUAAUGUAACUUGGGCCAAUCUCUAAAAUAUGCAAAUGCCACGUAGCUGGACAGAACUCAGGUAAUGUUGUUUGCCGUUGCUUGGAGAUACUCAGAUUAUGUUUUGCAUUUAGCUUAAUUAGCUAAU